UCUUAAAAAAAAGCAGGACCACCUCCUCUAAGGUUUAUUUUCUUGUACAGAGGUAGACUGGCCAUUUUCCAUGUCUACAAUAACUCCAAAUUCAUCCUAUGGAUCUAGCCGAAAGGAUCGAAGUCGAUUUUCUUUCGGUGUUCGAACUUUUCGACCCGCAACGGUCUAUCCACCGACAACUACCAAGAGAAAAGAAGGCAUAACUGAAAGCACUGCUCGAACAAGAUCAACGAAUGCCCACCGGCCCAAAAAACUAUUUUUGAAGGUCGGCCUGGUCAGUGCAGCUACCGGAAGCGCAUAUAUCGAAUUUGGAAAUACUAAGGUGAUGUGUAGUGUAUAUGGUCCACGUCCCUUAAAGAUUGAGACGAAGGUCAUGUCCAACCAGCUUUUAGACUCUGGUCAGAUGUACUCGUCAACUUAUUCGCAGGCUUCAGCAAAUAAAUGCUUGGCUGGUGUGGGUGUUCGAGGUCCUAAAGCAAUCUUUGAUGUAUUUUUAGACAGGGCUAUUGUCCAGUGUGACUUCACCUACACAACCUUUUGUGGUAAUGGUGAAGGAUCUAGAAUGGAGGAUGAUCAGAGAAAAAUGGAAAUGGAAUUGGAAAUCUCCAGCAUCCUUGAGCUAAUUAUCAUGAAAGAGAAAUACCCUAAGUCAGUGAUUCAGGUAAACGUCUUAAUAUUGGAAGAUGAUGGAUCGGCGUUCACCACUACCGUCAACUGUGCGAAUGCCGCAUUGGUACAGGCAGGCAUCUUGAUGUACGAUAUGGUCGCCGCAUGUAGAGUACCCCUCUCCCCUUCAGACAAAGACAAUGAGGAUACGUCCUCCACACAUGAUAGAGAAACAUGUGGAUCUUUGCAUAUUGCAUAUUCGCCCGUUUCCAAGCAAAUUGUUCAUCUUGUUCAACUGGGCGAGUCUGACCUCCAAACAACCCUGAAUUGUAUAUCAACUGCUAUCGACAGAUGUGUGCGAAUCUACGAAAAGAUGAGAAGCAUGCUGUUGCAGCAAUUGGCCGACCAUAGCAAGCUAGUUCAAGCAAACUAAUAAAACAUAAUUG
Molecule: messenger RNA, 1052 nt
Organism: Schistocerca gregaria
Lineage: Eukaryota; Metazoa; Arthropoda; Insecta; Orthoptera; Acrididae
Product: exosome complex component MTR3-like
Exons: 3
Coding region: 71-1039 (322 amino acids)
Biological process (GO): rRNA catabolic process; nuclear mRNA surveillance; U4 snRNA 3'-end processing
Cellular component (GO): nuclear exosome (RNase complex); cytoplasmic exosome (RNase complex); nucleolus
Source: RefSeq, a predicted model, not a curated record